Messenger RNA from Perca flavescens (yellow perch), 1710 nucleotides. It is a transcript of the gene sdf2, whose product is annotated as stromal cell-derived factor 2. The record is from RefSeq and is a predicted model, not a curated record. Lineage: Eukaryota; Metazoa; Chordata; Actinopteri; Perciformes; Percidae. Bases 61 to 747 code for a protein of 228 amino acids. The transcript is spliced from 3 exons.
GUAGCGUAAAACAAUACAAAUUUUAGAGAGGCAUCGGCAGCUGCUUCUUUCUUAGUAGGAAUGGGUAACUUAGAUUCAGGUUGUGCUGUUCUUCCACACUCUCUACCAAUCCUUUUAAUAUUGCUAUCCUGUGUAUUUGGGCUGUCACUCGGUACGGAACUGAGUUUUGUGACAUGCGGAUCUGUCCUUAAACUGUUAAAUAUAAAGCACAAUGUAAGGCUACACUCGCACGACGUACGCUACGGCUCCGGUAGCGGGCAGCAGUCUGUAACAGGGGUGACUGCAGUGGAAGACAGUAACAGCUACUGGAGUGUCCGUGGGACAAGUGACGCCUUGUGCCAUCGGGGCACACCGGUCAAGUGCGAGCAGACUAUUCGCCUCACCCAUGUCAACACAGGCCGUAACCUGCACAGCCACUACUUCACCUCCCCGCUGUCCUCUAACCAGGAGGUGAGUGCGUUUGGCGACGAAGGGGAAGGAGACCACCUGGACGAGUGGACAGUUCUUUGUGGGGGAUCUUUGUGGAAGCGCGAGGAGGCCGUCCGCUUCCGUCACAAGGCCACUGAUGCACUACUAUCAGUGACAGGGGAGCAGUAUGGACGGCCAAUCCACGGUCAGAGGGAAGUUCACGCCAUGUCGAGCCCCAGCCAGCACAGCCUGUGGAAGGCCGUGGAGGGUAUCUUUAUGAAACCCAGCGAGAUCCCAAUGGGCAGCCGAGACUACAGUCACCUACACACAGAGUUUUAAACUUUUUUUCUUUUCUUCUGUCCCUUCCCAUUGUCCUCUCUUUCUACAAUUGUAUUCCUUCCUCUGUCCCUAAUUUCACCCGUACCAUCAACCUCUUGUCUCAUUUUUCUCUCUCAUCACCUUUUGACUGUCAGUCUUUUGAGGAGACUGUGCCAAAGUCUGUCAUGGAUCAGGGUACAAUGACUUCACCUCAUCAAUCCAUACCAACCUCUCUCACAUUCAUUGUAUUUAGGAAACUCUACUUGAAUCCUCAGAAAUCCAGCAGCUACAGUACUAAGCUACCAAGCUAACAACAUUUGAAUAGUAUUAUAGUUUGCCUUAAUGGGUACAAGAAGACAUAAAGAUAUUAAAAAGGCUGUUUUACUGUACAAAGACUAAUCUUUUUUACAGUUUGGGACAUUUUACAUCGUCUCAGCUGUUAUUUAUUGUUAAAUAACUGCCAUCAGCAGUCACACCACGACACAAAAGGCAGUGUAGAUUUUCAGAACUACAUUUGAGUCAUCAAGUGAGUCUUGUGUUUUUUUUAAGUAAAAGAAAACAUUAUUAGACCUGUGCCUUUAUCCUUUUUGUGUUUACAUUGUGGAGCGGUUUCAACUUUUGGAGACAUAAGAAUUUAAUGUGUUUUUAUGAUAUUUGUAAGCCAAAUUCUACUCGAACAAUAGAUAAGCAGUGUUACCGGUGUAAAUUACCUUUUCCCCCUUUAAUUCCGAUCCAGUGUUGCAUAUAAUAAAUUAUUCAACGCUAACUGACAUAAGAGAAUUUUUUUUAUGUGUACAUCGUUGAACUGGAUGCUGGAUGUCAUCGUUUGAUCAGUUUCAAAGUGCUAGGAGAAAGUACAGUGUUUUGCAUUGAUGCUGUCUGUGCAUGCAUAUAUGUGUUAGAUAAACUCUCUGUUCCAGAGGUUCAUAUGAGCAACAAACAUGCAAUGAAUACCUCAUAUUAAAGUGAUUUUUAUGCAUAACA